GAAAAGUUGAUUUUGUCAGGACGUAGGAAUGAAUUCUUCAUCCUGAUCAAAACGAACCAUCUACAAAAUACAUACAUUCAAAGGGCACCACCAAGAAUUGUAUAGACAGGAUGUCAAAGCUGCGUGUGCUAGUUGGCGUGAAACGAACUUUAGACUACAUGUUAAAGCCGCGUAUAAAUCCAGCUAAAACUGCUGUAGAUUUGACCGGUCAAAAGAUGAGUAUCAACCCUUUCUGUGACAUUGCCGUUGAAGAAGCGAUACGCAUCAAGGAAACUCAAAAAGAUCGAGUUGAAGACACUUUAGUGGUGACGGCAGGGCCAAGCGCAUCGGAACAAAUUCUUCGUCAAAGCCUUGCAAAAGGAAUGCAACGUGCAUCUUUGAUUGAUGUGGGAAACAAAGAGCUUGAACCUCUUUCCGUAGCCAAGUUGUUGAAGGCUAUGGUUGAAAAGGAAAAGAGUAACCUUGUAAUUCUUGGAAAACAAGCAAUUGACGAUGACGCUCAUCAGACAGGAGGAAUGCUUGCUGCUAUGCUUGGCUGGCCUCAAUUUACUAGUGCUAGUAAGGUUGCGUUUGAUGGUGACAAAGUCGUUGUCACAAGAGAAAUUGACGGUGGUGCUGAAACACUUUCAAGUCCAUUACCUGCUGUCAUUACCACAGACCUUCGCUUAAACGUUCCACGAUUUGCCAACUUGGCUAAGAUUAUGAAAGCUAGAAAAGCACCUCUUGGGAAAUUGACCCCAGAAGAGCUUGGAGUUCCUAUCGAAAACAGACUACAGACGCUCUCUGUUGAAGAGCCAGUUUCUAAGCGACACAAUAUUAUGGUGAAGAACGUAGACGAAUUUGUCAAUACUUUGAAGGAUUUAAAUGCUUUAUAAUAAUGUGAUAUGGUUCCUACACGAUGCUCUUCUUUUUUGAUUCGUUUUAUUUUUUCACAAGUAUUUCUUUUUUUGCUCUUUUUCUCUUAGUGCAUGAAUGCGCGUCUUUCUAAACCCUUGCAGGGGGAUUUGUUAAGGCCCUCAUAAGGCAUUUCUACAGAUGAAGUCUGUGCAUAAGUGGUUGAUUGUUCUUCUAGUUUACUCAAUGUCUACUCAGAUAGAUUCGGUUUAUGGUCUCUACAUAUAUAAAUCUAUGGACGUUUUCGACCGUUCCUCAUUCCCUAUCAUUUUCUGCGUCUCUAGCAAAAUGUACAGUUUUUUUGGAUCUGGUUUGUUAUCUCAACACGAUGAACCCCGUAACCUUUGUUUCAGAAAACAAUUAGCUACUUUUGAUUCGUAUUAAAGUUAAUGCCACCAGUUUUUCUGUCACGAUUUUUCAGUUGAAAACGACAAAGCUUAUUUUACAUAAAAAAAUAUAUAUUCACUUGUUUAGUUGCCUUCUAUAUAUUGCAGAUAGGUCAUUUUAUUUUACGCUCUUGUCAUUGAUUUUUUAC
Messenger RNA from Schizosaccharomyces cryophilus OY26, 1429 nucleotides. Its product is annotated as electron transfer flavoprotein beta subunit. The record is from RefSeq and is a predicted model, not a curated record. Lineage: Eukaryota; Fungi; Ascomycota; Schizosaccharomycetes; Schizosaccharomycetales; Schizosaccharomycetaceae. Gene Ontology annotation, molecular function: electron transfer activity. Bases 111 to 875 code for a protein of 254 amino acids. Gene Ontology annotation, cellular component: cytosol. The transcript is spliced from 2 exons.